Messenger RNA from Vicia faba (fava bean), 480 nucleotides. Lineage: Eukaryota; Viridiplantae; Streptophyta; Magnoliopsida; Fabales; Fabaceae. The record is from the annotation of a GenBank genome assembly.
AUGGUUUCUGGAUUAAUCAACGCAAACCCUGUCAUAUACGAAAAGAAGCAGCGUCAACAACGUUCUACUCAAUCCCUUCCCGCCGAUGAAUACGCAGUCGAACCAAUCGAUCAACUCGAGAUUUUCGAUCAUAUAAGAGAUAUCAAGGAUCCUGAGCAUCCGUACUCUUUGGAAGAACUCAAAGUGAUAACCGAGGAAGCAGUUGAAGUCGAUGAUCAGAAUAGUUAUGUCAGGGUUACAUUUACUCCGACCGUGGAACAUUGUAGUAUGGCAACGAUUAUAGGUCUUUGCUUACGGGUUAAGCUCUUGAGAAGUUUGCCUUCGCGUUACAAGGUGGACAUCAGGGUGGCACCUGGAUCCCAUGCUACCGAAGCUGCGGUUAACAAACAACUAAAUGAUAAGGAACGUGUAGCUGCUGCACUUGAAAACCCAAACCUUGUGGAUAUGGUGGAUGAAUGCCUUGCGCCAUCUUAUGAUUGA